GAGCAACGUCAGUCUACGACGCGUUUACCAAUCUGCUCGAUCUCCGAUAAUUAAUUGACCAUCGAUCGCAUCCGUUAACGAUCGCCGACGGGCCUACAAAUAUCGCGCGCGCAUCGCGCAACCGACGGUCGUUCGGUGCCGGGUUCCGGGCUCUAUUUUUCAGAACGCGCUUGCAAGAGUCUGUCUCUCUCCGAGGUUCGAGCACCGAUCAUGAGGACGAUCCUCUGUGCCGUCGGCUUCGUUCUGAUUCUGCUUGGAACCGGCGUUCGUUCGCAAAACAGUUCCAGUUUCUGGGAAAGGGUCGUCAACUGGCUCCCGAAGCUGCGAAAUGAUGCUACGAAAUUUCCGCUAUGGCCCACGCACAAUACGAGUUUCGUCUGCGAACGCGAUGGAUUUUUUCCGGACAAAACCGACUGCAGGAUGUUCUAUCACUGCGUUCAGAUCGUGACUAGCAAUUUUAUGCGGCACGUUUUCAAAUGCAAUGAUAAUCUCAUUUACUCGGUUAAAAACGAAAGUUGCGUGAAGCCUGAGUACAAUGACCGGUCGGAGUGCGUCGAAUACAUUAAGGGCAAGAGUAUAGAUAUAGGCAAGACUCAAGAUAAAGAUGAGACGAAGGAGGACGACGAAGACGCAGAGAAGAAAGCGGAUGAGUUCACGGACAGCGAAAAAAAUAAAAACAAAGAACAGAAGAAUAGAACAAAUGAAAGCUGGAAAGAUAGUGCCAAGUAUAAGGAUAAUGGCAUCGGCAAGGAUAAAGCAAACAUAAAUCCUUUCGGUGCAAGUGAGGAAAAAGACGGUGUCAAUGGGGGAACUGAUUUCGUACUGACAGAAUGGCCGAGGACUAAACGAUUUCUCAAUUUGCCCAACAUCAUAGAAAAUUUAAUGCGAGACAGCAGCAGCGAAGGAUGCGAUUCGGAAGAUUCAGAUGAUUAUGGCGAGUGUGACUCUGAUAGUGCCUCUCGUACUUCACCUCAUACCCGUGCUACCCCUCGUCCUACCCCUCGUACUCAACCUCCUACCCGUGCUACCCCUCGUCCAACCCCUCGUACUCAACCUCCUACUCGUCCUACUCCUCGUCCUGCCCCUCGUACUCAACCUCCUACCCGUGCUACUCCUCGUCCUACCCCUCGUACUCAACCCCCUACCACGCGUACUCAGCCUCCUACCUAUACUACCCCACCUCCUACCUAUACUACCCCACCUCCUACCUAUACUACCCCACCUCCUACUACGCGUACUCAACCUCCUACCCAUACUACUCCACCUCCUACUACGCAUACUCAACCUCCUACUCGUAUUACCCCUCGUCCUACCACGCGUACUCCACCUCCUGCCAGCACUACUCAUCCUCCUACACCUCGUACUCAACCUCCUACACGCGCUACUCACCCCCCUGUCACGCAUACUCCUACCCGUGCUACCCCUCGUCCUACCCCUCGUACUCAACCCCCUACCACGCGUACUCAACUUCCUACCCAUACUACCCCACCUCCUACUACGCGUACUCAACCUCCUACUCGUACUACCCCUCGUCCUACCACGCGUACUCAUCCUCCUGCCAGGACUACUCAUUCCCCUGUCACGCGUGCUCCACCUCCUGCUAGCACUACUCAUCCUCCUACACCUCGUACUCAACCUCCAGCCAGGACUACUCAUUCUCCUACAUCUCGUACUCAACCUCCUACCCGCGCUACUCAUCCCCCUGUCACGCGUACUCCACAUCCUGCCACCACUACUCGUCCUCCUACACCUCGUACUCAACCUCCUGCCAGGACUACUCAUCCUCCUCUACCUCGUACUCAUCCUCCUACCCGCGCUACUCAUCCCCCUGUCACGCGUACUCCACCUCCUACCCGUACUACCCCUCGUCCUACCACGCGUACUCCACCUCCUGCCAGCACUACUCAUCCCCCUACACCUCGUACUCAACCUCCUGCCAGCUUUACUCAUCCUCCUACGCCAAAACCAACGGUGCCUACCCAUCUACUUUACACAAGCGACGGCACAGCUUCAUCGCCCACAUUAGACGGUUUAGGGACAUCGCAUUCUACUGACACCGACUGCAAACAUCUACUGGAACUUGUUACUGGCGCUCUCUUUCCAAAAAUAAAGUUUGAUAAAUUGAGUCCUUCUCUCAGCCAUGAUGGGAGAUGGACCCCGAAAGAUACCAAGCCUGAUAGAAUCGAGCACACAAGUGAUGUAACAACUGUCGCCUCUAUAACACAGGUUAAAGACGGACUGACUACCCCUCCGCGAUUGCCUCCAAUACAACCUGCUUCCACUGCGAAACCAGUGAUAAGAAUACCCGUUACCACCGCGCAACCGCUUGUGCAUGCAGAUCCACCCGAAAUACUCGGUAGCACCAAGAAGCCAGAUGUAGUUGACGAUUCUAGUGACUCGGAACAUAGUCCAGUACAAGAUUCUACCGAAGAAUCGUAUAUCAAGCCACCCGGUAUUGGGCAUCCGAAAUUACCUGCAACCCUCCAAACACACUCACCCAAAACAUCCGACGGCACCAAGGAGUUGGAUGGUGACGAGUAUCCCGAUAGCUCGAUAUUGAUUCCAAAAAAAGAUCGGGGGCAGAAAUUGAAACCUGUACCCUCCAGUAGUGAGGAAAUACCUACAAUUGGACAGACCGAUUCAGGUAAAAUACUCGGUAGUACCAAGAAGCCAGAUGUAGUUGACGAUUCUAGUGACUCGGAACAUAGUCCAGUACAAGAUUCGACCGAAGAAUCGUCAAUCAAGCCACCCGGUAUUGGGCAUCCGAAAUUACCUACAACUGUCCAAACAGACGCACCCGAAACAUCCGAAGGCACCAAGGAAUUGGAUGAGGAUGAGUAUCCCGAUAGCUCGAUAUUGAUCCCAAAAAAAGAUUGGGGACAGCAAUUGAAACCUAAACCCUCCAUUAGUGAGGAAAUACCUACAAUUGGACAGACCGAUUCAGGUAAAAUACUCGGUAGUACCAAGAAGCCAGAUGUAGUUGACGAUUCUAGUGACUCGGAACAUAGUCCAGUACAAGAUUCGACCGAAGAAUCGUCAAUCAAGCCACCCGGUAUUGGGCAUCCGAAAUUACCUACAACUGUCCAAACAGACGCACCCGAAACAUCCGAAGGCACCAAGGAAUUGGAUGAGGAUGAGUAUCCCGAUAGCUCGAUAUUGAUCCCAAAAAAAGAUUGGGGACAGCAAUUGAAACCUAAACCCUCCAUUAGUGAGGAAAUACCUACAAUUGGACAGACCGAUUCAGGUAAAAUACUCGGUAGUACCAAGAAGCCAGAUGUAGUUGACGAUUCUAGUGACUCGGAACAUAGUCCAGUACAAGAUUCGACCGAAGAAUCGUCUAUCAAGCCACCCGGUAUUGGGCAUACGAAAUUACCUGCAACCUUCCAAACAGACUCGCCCGAAACAUCCGAAGGCAUCAAGGAGUUGGAUGGGGACGAGUAUCCCGAUAGCUCGAUAUUGAUCCCAAAAAAAGAUUGGGGACAGCAAUUGAAACCUAAACCCUCCAGUAGUGAGGAAAUACCUACAAUUGGACAGACCGAUUCAGGUAAAAUACUCGGUAGUACCAAGAAGCCAGAUGUAAUUGACGAUUCUAGUGACUCUGAACAUAGUCCAGUACAAGAUUCGACCGAAAAAUCGUCUAUCAAGCCACCCGGUACUGGGCAUACGAAAUUACCUGCAACCCUCCAAACAGACUCGCCCGAAACAUCCGAAGGCAUCAAGGAGUUGGAUGGGGACGAGUAUCCCGAUAGCUCGAUAUUCAUCCCAAAAAAAGAUCGGUGGCAGCAAUUGAAACCUGUACCCUCCAUUAGUGAGAAAAUACCUACAAUUGGACAGACCGAUUCACCCGAAAUACUCGGUAGCACCAAGAAGCCAGAUGUAGUUGACGAUUCUAGUGACUCGGAACAUAGUUCAGUACAAGAUUCGACCGAAGAAUCGUCUAUCAAGCCACCCGGUAUUGGGCAUCCGAAAUUACUUGCAACUGUCCAAACAGACGCACCCGAAACAUCCGAAGUCACCAAGAAGUUAGAUGAGGACGAGUAUCUCGAUAGCUCGAUAUUGAUCCCAAAAAAAGAUCGGGGGCAGCAAUUGAAACCUGUACCCUCCAGUAGUGAAAAAAUACCUACAAUUGGACAGACCGAUUCACCCGAAAUACUCGGUAGCACCAAGAAGCCAGAUGUAGUUGACGAUUCUAGUGACUCGGAACAUAGUCCAGUACAAGAUUCGUCCGAAGAAUCGUCUAUUAAGCCUCCCGGUAUUGGGCAUACGAAAUUACCUGCAACCCUCCAAACAGACUCACCCGAAACAUCUGCAGGCAUCAAGGAGUUGGAUGGGGACGAGUAUCCCGAUAGCUCGAUAUUCAGUCCAACAAAAGAUUGGGGCCAGCAAUUGAAACCUGUACCCUUCAGUAGUGAGGAAAUACCUACAAUUGGACAGACCGAUUCAUCCGAAAUAUUCGACAGCACUAAGAAGCCGAGUGUAAGUGAAGAGCUCGGUAAGAAGACAACAGAUACUUCAGUAGAUUUUAUUACUACCAAAAAAGACGGUAUUGUGUAUACGACCAAACCAGUUACUCACCGGCCGGAAAUUAAGCCGGGUGAAGAUGAAGAUUCCAGUGAAGGGACAGCGAGUACAGCAGAAUCGUGUUAUACGGACUGUAAAUCCGAAUCCGAGAAACCGAGUGUAACACCAGUUUUGACCCAGGAAUCGAGCAUGGAAACGCCAGGUUUGAAUGAUACGGUACUACUGUUUAAGGACCCGACAGAUUCAUACAAAACUCUCAAGAGCACUCAGAAGCCUGGCGUAACUGACGACCUCCAUAAGGUAACGGGUACAGUGGAAAUAACUGAUUCGGACCAGAAACCGAGUACGGACAGCAUCGCGAAACCGAAAGGCCCUGGUACGGAGGUAAUUCCCAGUAAAUCACCCGGUCCGAAAGACGUGCAAAUACUUUCUGGCAAUCAAACAAAGUUACUCGAACUAUCGCUUACGGACGUACGGAAUCUGAUCAACGUUUUACUACAAUACAAAAUCUUGAUUCCGAAUAGAUAUUACACUAUGGACGAAUUGACUAUAAAGUUUGAUGAAUUCGCUAUCGUGUUGUUUGAAUUGAUAAGGAUCGUGGGAUACGGUACGAGAUACGAUGGAGUUAUUAAAAUUCCUUCGGUAACUGGACCGAAAUACCCGAAAAAAGCAGACCAUGGGUCGUGUACCCAGUCGGGUUACUUCCCCAACACCAUGGACUGCAGCAAGUUUUACAGAUGCAUCCCAUUCGGGAGCAGGUAUCUUCGAUAUGAUUUUCAAUGUAAAAUCGGAACUGUUUGGGAUGCGCGGAUAAAUACCUGCAAUUUUCUGGCGAACGUUCCGAAAAAUGGCAGCUGCACCCCACCGCUGUAUAGCACUCUAGAUCAAAGUAAGUAUUCCGACGGCCAUGUACUUAAACGCACGUGUUUCCAUUGUCCGAGCGGCAUUCAACGACAUCCGGAGUAUUGCAACAUCUUCUAUCAAUGCGCGGUCGACGAACACAUGCAAAUAGGUUUGACGACAUUUGCCUGUCCGCCGGGCACGAUUUUUACCACAGACGAUGAAGGCAGAGCCGGCUGCUUAUCGAAAUUGAUUUUCGAGAAAAUCGACGAUUGCGUCGACUUGGAUCUUCAGAGGAAAUCCAUUAAAAUCAUCGACUUGAAGCCCGAGAAAUCCACGUGUUCGGAAAUGGGACGGUUCCCCUUCAGCGACGACUGUUCGUCGACUUAUUUAAAAUGCGUGCAACUGAAGGACGGAUAUUUCGACGCUUACCUUCGCGACUGUCCACCCGGCAAAGUAUUUUCGUCACGUGAAAAAAGAUGCGUGGAAGCUCGUUCACUUGGUUGUUAACGAAGUCCGUCGACGUACCGAUCAUUCAUUUUCCUACCGCUUCGCGCGUUCAACAUCGUCAGUUCAUCAUUAAUAAUGAUUAGAUUUAAUAAGAUUCAUACGUACAUACCUCCUCCGUGUUCGUUAGAACUCAUCGAAUCUUAAUUUCUUCACAACACUAUUUCAAACUUAUCGCUCGCGGCAACGAUGCGCCUCGAUUCACUGCACACGCGUCGCGCGUUUCUCGUUUAAUGUAAUAUAAGAGAGAACAUUUUCUCUCUAGUAAUAUUAACAAAAUGUUAUAUAUUACCUGAACUUUUAAACUACGAGAAACUAUAUUUAAGCUUUUUAAAAAAAUAAAAUUCGUCGAGAACAUGUGUAUUAUAUGUCUGUGACAAGAAUUCAAAGGAACUUAUUCCAUGCGCGUAAACAUCAAAUAUGUACCAAUCCCAAAAACAUUUAUCGCAGUCGGCCUUUUAAUUAUAUGUAUAAACUAAACGCGUUUAAGCAUCUUAA
This is a messenger RNA of Ceratina calcarata, 6366 nucleotides long. Its product is annotated as nascent polypeptide-associated complex subunit alpha, muscle-specific form-like. The record is from RefSeq and is a predicted model, not a curated record. The coding region runs from base 211 to 5871 and encodes 1886 amino acids. Gene Ontology annotation, cellular component: extracellular region. The transcript is spliced from 3 exons. NCBI's taxonomy places the organism in Eukaryota, Metazoa, Arthropoda, Insecta, Hymenoptera, Apidae. Gene Ontology annotation, molecular function: chitin binding.